This is a messenger RNA of Owenia fusiformis, 2353 nucleotides long. Lineage: Eukaryota; Metazoa; Annelida; Polychaeta; Sabellida; Oweniidae. The record is from the annotation of a GenBank genome assembly.
UGCUAGCUUUGCAUGAAAUAAAAAUUAAAAAAUUAUGUCAAGUUGUUCAGAUGGAAAAUGAGUUUAAUAGAGCACUUAACUGCAGAAUUAGAAAGUGUUACAACUGAGUAUCAAGCAUGUCGUCAAAAACUUGACAGUAAAUGUGAGGCAUUACUAAUCCUCAGCAAGGAAGUGGCACAAUGUCGCAGCGAGAGAGACCAGUUCAAAUUGAUGGCGGAGCAGAUACAGGAGCGCUAUCAGGGUCUCAAGCGACAAAUUGCAGGACUGUCUCCAAGAUCAGAUCCAUACACAACUGCUAGCUAUGGAGGCAUGAAGAGUCAGAACCUCGUUGAACUGCUUUGUGAUGCUAAGGAAACAAACAAAGAGCUACAGUUUCAGGCCGAUGACUAUAAACAGAAGCUGCAUGAUGCUCAGGGAGAUAUCAAGUUACUACGUGAACAGAUUGCUAGGCAGCGUGUUGGGACAACUGAUGAAGGUAUGAACACUCGUCAUUUCCCAGCACAUGAGAGAGAAGACCUUGUCAAACAGCUGGAGGCUGCAAGUGAACAGUAUGCUCAAGUAGAGAAAGAUAUACAGAGGAUUCUAGAUGAGAAAGAGGAUCUAGAAACUGAGAGGGAUGCCUACAAGACAAAGUACAACAGGCUCAACCAAGAGCUCAACUAUAUACUGAAAGGAGAUGAGAAACGCAUUGUAGACAUUGAUGCACUUAGUAUGGAUAACAAGUACUUGCAUGAACGUUUGAAACAAAUGGAGGAAGAAAAAACUAUUGCUAUGGCAACUGCAUCAAAGUACAAAAGUAUUUUGGAAAGGAAAAAGAAUAAGGGAAUACUAAAGUUAGGGCAAACACAAAGUCGCAGUGGGGGAGUUGUUAUCACCCAGAAACAAGUCCAACAGCUCUUAGAAGAUAAGAGUCACAUGACUAGUCCUCAAGCCCUCGCUGAUUUGCAAGCCCUCGCCACUGCUCUCCUUGAAACAGUCAAUGAUAAAAAUAUGGCUCUCUCGCAUCAGAGGAAAACAAACAAGAUACUUGGCAAUCGUGUGAAUGAACUUGAGAAGAAGUUGAAGACAUUAGAAGUAUCAGGACUCUGGAAUGUUCCCGCAAAUGGACAAGGGGGACAUAGUAACAAUCUGGACAAGCUUCAGCAAGAGUGUGCAGAUGUAAAGACACUGAUCCCCAGACAAGCUUCUGUGUCCAGUCACACCGCAUCUGAAAAGGAUUUGGAUGACCUUGAAAGCUGCGAGAGUGUUCCAACGAGUCCCCUUGACAAAUACACUCACACAGGAAGCAAACAUAUGGGAGGACUUUGUUUAGAAGAUCUAGAUCUAUUGCCAACAAAAGAUGAUUCAGGCAAAGUAGGAGUUGAGCAGAUACCCAAUAAUUCCAAACCUGAUCUACCUGAGUCUGUAGCCAAAACACCAAAUGAUCAGCUUUUUGAUAAAAUCAGCAAAAAGUUUGAGGAAGAAUUUCACCUGAAACAUUCCAGAAUCGAAGCGAACUUAGAUAAAUUUAUGCAAGACAUUGAAGAUAAUGAUGCUAGUUUUGAGGAAAAUGUGUACCAUUCUAAUAGUAUGGACCAAUCUAAAGCAGAUGAUAUUGAAGGAGGAAGUGAUGAGAAUGGAGAGGCCAAUGAUAAAGGGGAUGUAAUCAAAAGGGCUGGUGAGAGUGCAAUGAAGGGAAGUGCAAUGGUAAAAUCACAGGAUUGUGACAAAACUGAUAUUGCAAUAUUCAAUAAAGAUAAACAGGUGAACAGUGAGGAGAAUGACAACCCUAAUGAUGAAUAUCAUUCAGACAAUGAAUCAGCUGAGAUGAUCCAUGAUGAUGAAGAUGAGCUUAAACAUGAAGGUGGUGAAGCAGGAGCUAAGAAUAGCAGCACCAUGCUAGAGUCCCUUAUAGGGAAUGCUAUCAGUAAGGUAACCAGGGGGAGAAAGGGAGGGUAUAGCGUGCUUGGACAAGGGGACACCCUGGAUGAAUACUCCAAUGAUGACCAAGAUGACCAAGAAAAUGAAGCCAGUGAAGCUCCAGUGAAUCAACAUGAAACAAGUAAUUCAACAGUAGAUGAGGAUCCUAAGCACUCUGCUGAAGUUACUGAUGAAACGCAACUUUUAGUGGACUUAAAUGAUAGAUCUGAGGAUAUUGGUAGCUCCAUGAAUCAAGAUAGCAAAGAAAUGGAUAGCACUACUCCUCUGAACCAAUCUCCAUGUUAUGACGAUGGACUUUUGUCAUGUAGUCCUAAAGUCUGAGCUAUUUUGAAAUAUAAAAAUUGAAUAUACAUUCCAGUGAUUUCCCCAGGAUUAUAUCCCAAGUGGUUCAAAAUUUAAACCCAAUUUAGUCAAAAUAUGGCUAAUUUUCAUG